AAGAGACGUUAGAUAUUUAGUAUUUGAGUGAACUACUGUAAGAAUAGUCGUAUUAUUCAUUUGAAUUAAGAAUGUUAAAGGUAUGCGCUAAAAUCGUUUUACCGUUACUGUUGUGGUCAAGUAUUUCAACAACUGAGGCGGUAAUACGGCCGGGUUCAUCAUUAAGCAUAUUGAGUGGUGAAGGAUUUAUUGCAUAUCUAGAAGUACCGAAAGGUUUUGGCGAAAUUAAAAAUUGUUGGUUCAAAUUUCGAGAUUACGAGAAAGUGCGAAUUGAAUUAAAUGCAUCUGAACCGAUUAAAACAGAACGCAACGAAUACAUUCUUCCGUAUACCGAACAUUUGUGUGGUAUAAGAGUUUCGGAUGUUUCAGCUUCUUCGGCUGCCAUUUGGACACUAGAAACGGAAAGUGUGCAUGGUGAUACCGAACAAGAUUCAAUAACAAUAAAAAUUCUGCCACCUCAGAAAACUAAUUUUGACACUCGAGUGCAAUUAGAAAUCGGCAAAUCCACUGUAAAAUGUUCCAAACAUGAAUCGUACACGAGACACUGUAAAAUAGUUGAUAUUUAUAAUGGAGGGACACAUCAUCAAUGUGAGUUGUAUACGUCUAUUCAUCCAAACAGCAUGUUUGAGUGUUUCAUGUACAAUUGGGGUCGUAUGGAAGAAAGUCGAGAACGCAUUUUUGUGGACAUUAAAAAUAGCACUCUAUACACUAAUGCAACACAAGAAGAUCAAAAUAGUGCGGAAAUUUUGGGCUGCGAAUUCCAAGACAAGGUAUUUUCGUGUCAAGCUGAAAUGCCGAAUCAUAAAAACGAAUUAUUAAUAAUGGAUGGAGUAUACAAUGGCCGCUACUCUGCAUACAAUACAGUCACUUCUAAAUCAAGAUGCUAUUUGGAGAUUCCAAAGCCGUUCAAAGAAGGCGAUAUAGGUUUGUGGCGUAUAAUAAAUUAUGAGUCCAGCACACCAACCGGUUGUCUUUUCUAUAUUGGUAAGAAUAAGCAAGAUAUUAUUCUGUCGGAGCUUUCUAAAUUGGAUGAUAUUAAAAGAGUUAAUGUUUACGAGCCCGAAGCAACUGAGGGAAAAAUCGAUGAAAUGUCCUGUUCGCUACCAUUUAUCAUCUACGAUUGCUAUUUAAAAAGUCCCAAUAAUACCAUAUAUUUUCCUGAUGGCAUUCGCUUUGAGCGGCAGCGUUUUUACGGCAAGUGUGCUUUUUACAAUCUACCCAUUAUAGCCGGAAUUUGGACAUGUGGUUCUCGUGGCCGAGAUUAUGACAAGGAAGUUAUUCAAAAUAUAGAGGUUGUAGUGAAGUCAAAAUUUGGAGAAACUUUAACGGAACAACUAAAAGCUAAACGAGGCGACACAGUGGAGCUAAUGUGUAAAAGUCCUUUUGACGAGCCGAUUUCUCAUUGUGCCUUUAUUGAUCCACAAGGUGGAGUUCAUUUGGUUGGCACGACUAACAGCAUAAAGUCUAAAGGGCAUGUUAAAUAUUAUGGUCGUGGAAUAAAUCAAGGUGAAUGCGGUAUAAAAAUCACUGAGAUCAAUCGCGAUGACUUUGGUCAAUGGAAAUGUCAAUUUAUUAUAUAUUCUGGAAGAUUGCAGUCAUCAUUUGUAAUGGAACUGAAGGAAUCGGAAUCUGCUUAUGCUACAUCCGUUGGUCUUGGUGUUGGACUAACAGUUAUUAUAGUCUUAAUAUUAGGUGUUGUAAUUGGAACGAUAUUCUAUCGUAGAAGAAAUUUAAGUUCACGUCAUAAUUUUGCCUCCGGCGACCCAUUAGAACUACAAGCACGAUCCGUAACACCGUCAUAAAAUUUAACUGAUUAAUAGCAAUACACAUUUAUAGAGUGACAGCCUAUUAUAUGAAAAAUAAUACUGUUUUGAAAUCUUGCUAAAUUCGGAUGGACAUAUUAUAUAGUGCCUGUAAUUUUAACAAAUAAGUAUUAUUUUAUAUGAAAUCACUACGCCAGCUAUGGGGUAAAAAAGUUUUUAAUUUUAUUCCGUAGAUAUUGAUUUGAAAUUAAUGUCAAUUUACCUAUUAGGUAAAUAUUUAUAUCUACUAUAUAUAUUUUGCACUGCAGAUAUCUAUUUGUUAAAGUCACAGGUAUAAUUCUAAGGGUCCUAAACAUUUACAUAUACGAAAAUUAAAUUUAUUUGAAAACCAUGAAAUUCCUGCCAAUUUAAUAUAAGUAUUUUAUACAUAAUAUUGUUACGUUUUAACCUUUUCAAAACGUUUGUUUAUUUCCUUUAAAUA
Messenger RNA from Calliphora vicina (urban bluebottle blowfly), 2244 nucleotides. RefSeq lists its product as uncharacterized. NCBI's taxonomy places the organism in Eukaryota, Metazoa, Arthropoda, Insecta, Diptera, Calliphoridae. The record is from RefSeq and is a predicted model, not a curated record. Bases 72 to 1802 code for a protein of 576 amino acids. The transcript is spliced from 6 exons.